Nicotiana tabacum (common tobacco) is the source of this 656-nucleotide messenger RNA. The record is from RefSeq and is a predicted model, not a curated record. NCBI's taxonomy places the organism in Eukaryota, Viridiplantae, Streptophyta, Magnoliopsida, Solanales, Solanaceae.
AUGUCGCCUACUGAGAUUCAACUGGCAGCCCCUUCCGCUCCAAUUAUACCAAAAUGUGUCGCAAAUCAAGACGUUCUUCCAAAGAAAAGUCCCAAAGUUAACAACUUGGAAUUUCGUCCUCUCGUUCCUUGGUCCACUGGUCUAUUCGACUGCUGCCAAGAUGUACACAGUUGUUGCUUAACAUGCUGGUGCCCGUGUAUCACAUUUGGCCGUGUAGCAGAGAUUGUUGACAGAGGAUCAACUUCAUCUGGGGUGAGUGGUGCACUCUACUUAUUACUUCUGUGUGUGACGGGGUGCUCGUGUUUGUACUCAUGCUUCUAUCGUUCCAAAUUAAGAGGACAAUAUUUUUUGGACGAAAUCCCUUGCACCGAUUUCUGCAGCCAUUGUUGUUGUGAGACAUGUGCGUUGUGUCAAGAGUACAGAGAGCUUAAAAAUCAAGGCUUCGACAUGGCCGCAGGUUGGUAUGGAAACAUGGAAAUGUGUAAAAGAAGAGGUGGGUUGCCUCCCUCAGUUCAAACUGGAAUGAAGCGAUAGGUUAAUAGCCCCUAUGGUAUACUGCCAAUAGCAUUGCUAAUAUAUAAGGCAUAUGUCUAGGAAUCUGUAGCUCAGGUUUGUUUCCCUUGCAACAAGAAAUGAAGUUGGAUUCAAUUGUAUAA